Messenger RNA from Eleginops maclovinus (Patagonian blennie), 6945 nucleotides. It is a transcript of the gene plekhm2, whose product is annotated as pleckstrin homology domain containing, family M (with RUN domain) member 2. The transcript has 20 exons. Gene Ontology annotation, molecular function: kinesin binding. Gene Ontology annotation, biological process: Golgi organization; lysosome localization; regulation of protein localization. Lineage: Eukaryota; Metazoa; Chordata; Actinopteri; Perciformes; Eleginopidae. The coding region runs from base 535 to 3576 and encodes 1013 amino acids. The record is from RefSeq and is a predicted model, not a curated record. Gene Ontology annotation, cellular component: endosome membrane.
UGAGAACAGUUAGGUCAGUAGCACAAAAAGUAACCCUAGCUUCCGUGACUUUGAUGUAAUUACCAAGCGAAAUUCGAGAAAAAAUGUCACUUAAAUUAAUUGACAAUUGCUUACACAGUCAAAAAUGUAGACUAUGAUCAUUACAAUAACUGCUAAAAGUCCAUGUUUGGGCUCUGAAAUUUGCUAGCCACCCCCACCUUGAGUCCAGCGUUAAAGAAAGUCAAGUGGCUAACUCUUGAGCUAACGCAAGGCUAGGCAUACAUUACACUUGGCUAACUGGACUCGUUGAAAGUGUUUUGCUUGUCAUGCUAAGUACUUCACAUUAACAUAAUUAUUGUGAACUACCGACACUGUUAAACUGAAUGUGUACACUUGACACGCCAAGCUGUAUCGUUACUUUGGCAGCCAACAGCAUCGGAGGUAAAGAAAAUGUUAGCUAGCUAGCUAAUAAGACGGGCGGCAUUAGCUUUAGCAUAACAUAGCUGAGCUUGGGAGUCAGCUGACAGGCUGCUGUAAGCUGCCAGCAGACCAGUGAUGGAUCAACUGAAAGUAAAGGAUCGCAUAUUGGAAAACAUAUCCCUGUCUGUCAAGAAGUUGCAGAGUUACUUUGCGGCCUGUGAAGAUGAAACCCCAGCCAUCCGGAAUCAUGACCGGGUCCUUCAGCGCCUUUGCGAACACCUGGACCAUGCUCUGCUGUACGGCCUGCAGGACAUCUCCUCUGGUUACUGGGUCCUGGUCCUUAACUUCACCAGGAAAGAGGCUGUCCGUCAGAUAGAUGAGCUCCAGCACAUAGCAACCAACCUCGGCCGAAGCCGUGCAUGGUUAUACCUUGCAUUGAGUGAGAGCUCUUUGGAGAGCUAUCUACGCCUCUUCCAGGAGAACCAAGCAUUACUGCAGAAGUAUUAUUUCAAGAAUGCAUUAGUGUGCAGCCAUGACCACCUCACGCUCUUCCUCACGCUGGUGUCCGGCCUGGAGUUCAUCCGCUUUGAUCUGGAGCUGGACGUGCCCUAUCUGGACGUGGCCCCCUACAUGCCAGAUUACUACAAACCCCAGAACCUGCUGGACUUUGAGGAGCGGCUGCCCAGCUCCGACAGCCUCUCCCUGCACUCCUUCACCUCCCUCACCUCCACCAACCUGGAGUGGGAUGACAGCGCCAUAGCCCCCUCCAGUGAAGAUUAUGAUUUCGGUGACAUCUUCCCCGUGCUGCAGUCAUUGCCAAGUGCAGACUGGGAAGAGGGCGACCUGACGGACCAGGCCAGCUGCCCGCGCUCCAGCGGCUCCGACCCGCAGACGGUCAUCAGCGACACCAUGGUCCUCUCUUCCGGCACUGUGAAGAUGAAGGUAACCUCUCAUCUAGCUCCUCACAGCCCCACCUUCAGACACAACCCCUUCAACGAGGACUCGGACACCAACACCAACACCUCAGCUGACGUCACGCCAGUGCACGUGGCCAGCAGACACAACUCCUUCACAGCUGGAGAUGACACAGAGGGCACCGGCAACGAGCUGGAGGUUAUCAGGAUGGCCAGGCGGAGGAAACCAGCCAAGAAGCGUCGAGGGAGGGGCUCCACAGAUUCUCUCAGCAGCAUCCACAACUCUGUCUCCUCGGAGCAAAGCGAAAUGGAGGUCCACCUCCUUUCCUCAGAGGACGUGGAGUCGCUAAACGGGACCUUGAUUCAGAUGGAUGCUGAACAGGAAAUGAGGAGAAGUAGGGUGGGAUCAGAGGUCGUGGAGGAAAGAGAUGAGGAAGGAGUCGAGGAAGGAACAGAAGGCCUCCUACGGCUCCCGGAGAUGACGGACACCUCCAUGGACACCGUGGGCCAGCCCCUGCGUGAUGUCAUGGACCGGAUAAACGGCACUCUGGAUAGGGAGGAUGUGUGGACGCAUCGAGAGGAGAAAGAACAGGAGAAAACUAUUAAAGACAGUGAGAGGGGCCCCGAACCUCCUUCCCAGCAGCCCUUUCGAGGGGCGUCAAAGGAUGAGCCCCCCGACCCGGCACGAGGAGAGACGCCUUUCUCCCCUCAGCCCACAAGCACCCACUUCCUGCCGGCCUCUCCUGCGCCCGCAGACUUAUGCUGCUUUACCGCUGACAGUCCAGACUCUACUCCCACAGGUGGUGGCCACGAUGACCCUGCAGAGCAUCAUCAGCCGCAGAAUCUUCCAGGUGGCCCUGAAGAUGAAGCAGAGGCAGAAACAGCAGAAGGACAGGAGCCAGAGUUAAACAACAAGAAUACAUUCAAUGAGGAGGCAGAGAGUUCUCAUCCUGCUGAGUUUAAGGUGGACAACAAUCACCUGCUUCUUCUCAUGAUUCACGUAUUCAGGGAGAAUGAGGAGCAGCUUUUCAAGAUGUUGAGAAUGAGCACAGGCCACAUGGAGGGUGACCUACAGCCACUGUACCUGCUGCUGACUGACUGUUACAUCUACCUGCUGAGGAAGGGUGCAGCAGAGAAGCCUUACACUGUAGAAGAUGCCAUUUCUUACAAUGAGCUGGACUAUCUGUCAGUGGGCCUCGACCAACAGACAGUGAUGGUGGCUUGCAACAACAGACGAAGGAAGUUCCUGUUGGACACAGCCGAUGUUUCUCUGACUCUGUGGUUCUUGUCCGUUCUGAAGUCAGCCAUGGUGAAGGGAUGUCGUGAGCCUCCUUACCCCUCUGUGCUGACCGACGCUACCAUGGAGAAACUGGCUCUCACAAAGUUUGUCUCCCAGGAAUCUCACUGUGAGGCAUAUGAAGUGUCUAUCCAACUGUAUUCACUGGUCCACUGGGAGGAUCCUAUGGACAUGACUCUGUCCCCCCAGGGUGGCCCACCAUCUGCUGGACAACCUUCCAGUACCAAAGAUGGUUCCCUGCAGUACCGCUGCGGAUCCACCUACCUGGGCAAGGAGCUGUGGAAAAGCUGCUACCUUGUCCUCAGCAGAGGGAUUCUGUACCUGUAUGCAGAAAGAACUGAUGUGACGCCUGUGCUGUCCGUCAGUAUGGGAGGAGAGCACUGUGGAGGCUGCCGGCGCUCCAACAGCACGGAGCGGCCCCACGCAUUCCAGGUCAUCCUGACGGAGCGGCCCCCGCUGGAGCUCAGCGCCAACAACGAGCAGGACAUGGCCGAGUGGAUGCUGCUGCUCUGCCAAUCCGUCUCCAAAGGGGUCAUCCCUCAGGGUGUGGCCCCCACUCCCUGUAUCCCAUGUUGCUUGGUGAUGACAGACAGGAAGCUGCUCACCUGCCAUCAGGACUGUCAGACCAGUUUCUUCCGCUCGCUGGGCAGUGCUGACAUCUGUGACAUCACUGCUGUCAGCGUGGAGACCGAUAAGGAGUACUGCGUCGUUGAGUUUGCCUCAGACCGGACCCAGUUCCUUCCUCCCUGGGUGUUGUACUUCAGCGGCUGUGAGGAAAGAGAUCGCCUGCUGGAGGUGUUGAGCAACACAUGGAAGGCCAUUUUCCAGGUUGACCUCCCCCACAGAGAGGUGCUGGACCUCUCUGUGCAGAAGCGCUGCAGCGAGGCCCUCGCCCUGAUGCACAGCGCCUGGCAAAGGGCUGACAGUCUGGCCCGAGGCAGAGCGCAACGGGAACCCUGGUGCUGACAGACACACCUGUGGGUCGCCACUGAGACAUACUGAUAAACGGUUUGCUAUAGUUGCAGAAUACAUAGAUUAAACUCUGGCAUACAGCCACUGUAACCCUGAGCUCUAAGCUCAAAAGAUCAGACACAGUUAUUGGUCGUUGCACUGCAGCGUGAGCUUGUGAUGCACCUCUGAAUUGCAGAUCUCUAUCAGAGAACUGCCUGCAGGAGUAGCAAAGCAUACAGCAGAUCACACCACAGGGAUGCAACAGCAAGACAUUCUUAAUUUAAAUUAAAUGAACGAAGACCGACGGAAGGAUACAAAUGAUUUGAUUUGAUUUGAUGCUUGUGACGCAUAUUCCUUUAUUAGAGGAUAUUAAGAAAUAGAAGCAGAAUACCUAAUGAAGGAAAAUAUUAUGAUGUAAUAUUUUUUCCAUUUGGAAAAAGCUCUGUAGGAAUCGGUGAUGGGUAAUUACAGAAGGAACAUACAGAUAAAAGUUAAGUCUUAGACUUUAUAAGGGUAAAAGAAACAUUUGAGGAAGCUGAGUUGGAAGAAAGACAAGGGUCCAUUACCAGCAGCUUCACUGCACAGUGAAAUGUUUUCUUUACAAAUUUAAAUUCUGAGAUGCAUGUCGAGAAAGCCAUAUGUUAAGGGGGCAUUUGACUUGCGACGUGGAAAAGUCCUGCCUCCUUGCCUUGCAGACACACAAAAAUUCCGCUUUCGGACACAAAUGUUUGCUUAGUGAGGGCCUGUGUCCACAAAGCUUAUUUUUUAAAUUGAUUCAAUUGAUUCCAAUCAGAACCGAGCGCAUGCUGUCGGAGGCAUCUUUUUUCUGAGCGCUCCUCUGUCAAACGGGAACUUUCAAAACAAAGACCUAAAAGCCCAUUGGUUGGAGCAGAUCGGCCGGGUAAAUAAGCGCAGGGAUUGUUACUGUUGAGACGCUGGGAAGGGACGCUGCCCAGUGCCCUGCCAGCCAUUUUCUGCGAAAAAAAGGCACUAUGUGGACCCUUACAAGAUGUGCUAGUAAAGUGCAAAAUAGAGCAUUUAAACAGUGCUAUAGAGUAUCAUCACAUAAGCUGAUAUCUCAAUAUGAAGAAUACCUUUAUAUUCAGCUGUUUCACUUUGCAUGACAUGCUCCUGUCGUCUGUCUGAGAUCUUGCUGAAGCAAUGAAAAGAUUUUUUUUUAAAUCAGGAAAUGCAACAGACUUGCCUUUUAUCUCCGCUUUGUAGAGACGAGCGGAGGCUUCCAUGCAGACUUGCACAUUGUGUUCGCUGUUGUUUUGGUACCCGUUGUGGUUAUGUGUGAGUACCAUAACAUGCUUUCAUUUCCAUUUUAGAGAAAGUGGGAACAAUUGUUACUAAAUUAUUGAAUUCAUAGUGGACAUUUUAUUGUUCAGGAUAUUGUCGUAUACCUCUCAUUAAGUGUAUCGAGUAAGAAUACCCGUCAGUGUGAAGAAUAUGUUACAGAGUUUUUUGUUUUAAAUGAGUGGCAUCAUACUGUACUGUGCAGUACGACCUGACCACUCCACUAAAUUAACCAUGCCUUUCUGCACUCAUUAAGACACUAUAAGGUUUAUUACAUUUUGAAAUAGCCUUUUAACCAAGAGCAGAGUAUCAUCUUCUCUUAGCAGAUCAAUGCUCUCAAGUAGUCUGUAAAAUCAAAUAAUAUUAAAGCAUUACUUGGAGAAAUCUUAAGAGUAAGAAAACCCUAAACCGGCUGUGAUUAGGGCUGGGCAAUACAUCGUUAUAAUAUCGAUAUUGUGAUAUGAGACAAGAUAUCAUCUCACAUUCCUGAGCGUAAUAUCGCGCAACUCUCUUUUCUUGGUUUUAAAGGCUGGAUUUUGUUUUAGCUGCAGUACUAUUUGCCUUAAUAUCCACAAAACUAAGCAUUAUUUUAAAACAUGUCCUCUUGUAAAUAUUUUGUGAAAGCACAGACAACCCUAUAAUAUCUUCCCAAUAUCUAUAUUGAGGCAUUUGAUCAGAAAUAUGGUGAUAUUUGAUUUUCUCCAGAUCGCCCAGCCCUACCGAUGUUAGCAGCUAUUUAUUUUCCAGAAUGUGUCAUAAUGACAAUUGUCCAAUAAGGGGGUUUGCCUAAAAUGAUAUUGGGUUACGCAUCUGCCUUCUACAAUACCACUGAUAUAGUGCCGCUGCUCUGUGUAACUGUGUUUCAGCUCUCAGUACGAGUCUAAAAUCAGUGUUAGAUUUCUUUUUCUGCUUCCUUUUUGGACAACCCUUCACUAAACUGUACAAAAUGGCCAAUUUGGUUAAAACUAAAUGAAGCAUUAUUUAUCCUUAAUAUUAUCUGUUGCCUUAGACUGUCCGAUUUGACAGACUGUGUUGGAACACUACAAUCAUUUGACAAGUCAAAGUAUGUGCUGUAUGUCGGGCUCAGUAUCCAAUGUUUUUAAGUACAGACAUCAUGUUGUCUGUAUUGAAUGUUGUUACUCAUUGUCAUUUAGUUAAACAUUUCCUGAUUUUUGCUGUUGAAAUCCGGCAGGUUAGUGUUGAAAAAUGUGAUUCUAUUCAGCAAAAUACGGUACAAAAUAAUUUCCAUUUUGGUAUUUUUUCCCUGAGGUUUUGAACAGGCCCCGAUAAAACCCUCACCUGAUACGCAGCCAUAUGUCAUAAAUGUAUGUUUGUGCACAAUGUCUUUCUUCAUGUCCACAUAAUCAGCGCUUUAAGCCUCUCUAAGUGCUAUCAUUCAACUGUGGCGCUUUUACAAAGAAAUCUAAUCUCAGGUGAAAAAGGUACGUCACAUCCGAAACCUUAGCAAUCACCGUUUGUUUCUAUUGUUGCUGCUGUUUUGUCAAAUUAUUUUUUUUUUUCUAGUUUGUUUCGAUGCAGCGUUGUGAAGUUGUUUUGCGCACACAAACAGACAAGGCUGCAAAGGAAUAUUAAAUGAUGGAUAAGGUGGUAUGUAAAAGUCCUUUCAAUAAUUCAGUGAGAUCUAAAAAAGGAUCUAGGAGUAGCUCACCAAGUGGAUUAUUUAAGGAACUUUUGACCAGGGAGAGACAGACUUACUUGAAAUGAUUGUUGGAUUAUCAAUAAAGAAAUAAAGUUGUGGCCUAUGAAGUGUAUAUAAAGAAAAAGGUUAAAGUUUGUCUUACUCGAACAGAGGUUUUGAAUGUGGGACAUUGCUGGCCAAUGAUGGAUGACAUCUUCUAAGUGAACAGCGCCUUUUACAUUUUGUUCAUAAAUGUAUACUGCAUGUAAUAUUUGUACAAUAUUUAGCAGUUUUAUUGAAUUGUAAAUAGAGCACUAAUCGAAUAUAACAUUCUGUACACUCGCACAUACAGACGUGCAUGUCCAGGAGGUUUUAUAAUGUUAAUGAAUGUACAAAUAAACCUUUGUGAUUUGAAAGCGUAACUGAAUAAAGUGAGAUGAAAAGAA